AUGGCCGCACCCCCGGUAGUUGAGGUCAACAAGCAGCUCUGGGACGACGCUCUCACUCGGCUUCUUGACCUCUCUACCGUGACCGUCAAGAGGAAUGCGGAGCUGGAAACCAGAGUGGCGGAGCUCGAGGUCGAGCUCGCCGUUUGGAAGCAAGCGCACUCGGUUGUUGUCGAAGCUGCCGAGCGCGAGAAAAAGGCGCAUAACGCGCAGGUCGCCACGUUCAAUAGGCAGCUGUCCUCUACGGAUCACCUCAAGGUGAGACAAAGUAUCUUACAACCCGCUGCUUUCCGUGACAUUCGGGCACAGAAUCAGAGUCCCCUCAUCCUUUGCGUCGUAGAUGGGGACGCCAAUGUGUUUAGUUCAACCCUCAUCGCCAAAGGUCAGCAGGGCGGCCGUGAGGCGGCGCAAGAGCUCACGAAGGGAAUUGCCGAGCACCUUUCCCAAGAGGGCGUUCAAGCAUUUGGAAGACUCUCCUUCUGGGUCACGGUCUACUAUAACAAGCGAAGCCUUCUGAGCAUGCUCCAGAGCGAAGGCGUAUGUUCCGCCGAGCAGUUCGAGGCAUUCAUGUCCGGUCUUAGUCAGGCUUCUCUCCGCUUCCUUUUAGUGGACGUCGGCCCGGGUAAGGAUGGCGCCGAAGCCAAAAUCCUGGAAUAUCUGCAAACAUAUGUUUAUCUUCCGCAGACUUUGCGGAUUUUCCUCGCAGGGGAGCGUACUGCCGCCUAUUUAUCGACGUUAACGGCAAUUUAUAAAAAAGAGCUGCUCGGAAAAGUCGUCGUCUUGCAGGGGCGCGAACGGCUCUCUGGGGACUUUGACCAUCUUCCGAUGCACUGUCUGAGUAUUGAAGGCUUGUUUGAGCCUCGACUUUCCGCAUACGUCCAAAAACGGCCGGGACCGAUCCCCUUUACGGACGUGAAUCGCAAUGUUACUACUCACGGGGGACUCAUCAGCCCUCAGUCCGAAUCACAGUCUACGACACCCUCUAGUUCUACUCAAACGCGUUACACUAAUAAUGGCACCCAGCCGAUAGACCCCACAAAGGUUUGA
Messenger RNA from Fibroporia radiculosa, 1044 nucleotides. RefSeq lists its product as uncharacterized. The record is from RefSeq and is a predicted model, not a curated record. The transcript has 5 exons. Lineage: Eukaryota; Fungi; Basidiomycota; Agaricomycetes; Polyporales; Fibroporiaceae. The coding region runs from base 1 to 1044 and encodes 347 amino acids.